Uranotaenia lowii is the source of this 1025-nucleotide messenger RNA. RefSeq lists its product as uncharacterized. The transcript is spliced from 4 exons. Lineage: Eukaryota; Metazoa; Arthropoda; Insecta; Diptera; Culicidae. The coding region runs from base 8 to 397 and encodes 129 amino acids. The record is from RefSeq and is a predicted model, not a curated record.
GGCGGGGAUGUCAAGGCAAACAAAUUUUCCAAAUUCGCUACCGGUUAUCACAAUUAUUUCAAUUUUUCAUCAUUUUUGCGUUGAAAUCAUCAUAAUUAUCUCACGAAAGGGAUAUUUUUCACACAGUUGCGGAAGAAGCCAACGGUCGUGUUUGAAACUUGCUGAAGUUUGGAAAAUGGUUCAUCGUUCUGAUCUUUAUUUAACGCUCCUUAUGCUGUUCUGGAAAGUCGAAAGAAUGCAACUGGAGGAUGAGCCUUCUCGCCCGGUUAAAAUUAUUUCCUCUGAUCAAAACAGAGCCUAUUUCUCUUCAAACCUUUUACCCGACGGGAGUGCUCUACGAAAUACUGCAGUUGAAACGCCGCGGCCGUAUUUUGUUCUUAAAGAAUUGAUAUAUUAAACCCAUGACUGGAUCGCACAAAAGCAAAUACCGGAUGAUCGUGCUGGAUGAUGGAAAAGGUGGAACAAAUCGACGACGAUAACUUAAGGUUGCCAGAAUUUUUUCCACUCCCAUCCGGGCCUAGCAAUUCCGGGCAUUUUUUCAAAAAAACCUGGCAAAAUCCGGGCAUGGAUUUGAAUUUUUUAAAUCCGAAAACCUGGCAAAAACCGGGCAAAAUUUAGGUGUUAUUAUAUAUAAAAGCAAAGAAAACAUGCAAAAAAAAUUUAAAUUAAUUUUUUAUUAAUGUAAUUGCAGACUUCGAAAAACUGUUAGGAACACUUAAAUAUUUAAAGGUUUAUAAAAGUAAAUCAGCGAAAUUAGUUGAAACAGCCGUUGAAAAUUUCCAUACCGUUAAUCGAUUUUGCUGAAACUUACUCAAAAACUUUGAUUUUUUUUUGGUUUCUUUGUGAAAAUUGUGAAAAAAUCCGGGCAAUAUCCAGACUUUUUUCACGAUAUCCGGGCAACCGGACCGGACCGGACUUUCUCGAAAUUUUGCAUCAAAUAUCCGGGCAAACCCGGAUAAAACCGGGCAAUCUGGCAAGCUUACGAUAACUCCAAGGAAUCGCAACCGACGGUUAAACAUAAGCGA